CUGUCAACCAACUACAGUAACUAACAGUACCUACUAACAGCUUUCGCAUUCGUGCUGGAAUUUUGAAGUUGCGACUAAGAAAGUAAGCAGAUACUGUUCGAAAACAACAACAUGGAAAUCCAAUACAAUAGGGCAGUUCCAUUAGGAGAAGGUGGCUAUGGUUCAGUGUUUCCAGGAACGUUUCAAGGUCGUGAAGUGGCAGUCAAAAGAGUUCUCCUUAACAAGGCUAACGAUAAUGAGGAAGAAGCUUUAAAAAAGUUAGAUCACCCUAAUAUCGUCAAGUUCUACCACGUCGAGUGCAACGACGAUUUCAAGCUCUUUGCUUUGGAGCUCUGCGAAGCAUCAUUAGAUCAAAUAUUUCUAGGUCCAAAUGAUCCCAAAAAAUACAAAGGGCCUAAAUUGCCCUACCAUUUUGAAGUUUUCUCACAAUUGGCUUCUGGCCUCGAGUACAUACAUUCCAAGAAUUUAAUUCAUCGAGAUAUAAAGCCGGAAAAUGUACUCAUCUCGGUCGACUCCAGCACUAAUACGCAAGACGUUAAGGUCACAAUGAAAUGGGCUGAUUUUGGUCUGUCCAGGACAGUGAAUGAACGAGGGACAUUUACGAUGACUAGUGGAGUAAGAGGAACAAAAACCUGGUACGCUCCAGAGUUGCUUAAACUACUUCAGGAAUUUCAAACAAUAGGGCAACCACAGCCCAGAGGUACCGUCAAAAGCGACAUAUUCGCACUAGGCCUCGUCUUCGCUUACCUUAUGUUAAACGGGAAGCACAUUUACGGUUCUAAUGAGAUUGAAAUUUUUAAUAACAUAUUGGCGGGAGAAGCAAUCAAUUUGAAUAAAUUAGAACAAUCGCACUACGCAUAUGAUCUUGUUACCAAAAUGUUAAAAAAUGAAGCUGAUCGAAUAUCUUCAUCGACCAUCGUUGAGCGACUCAAAUCAGAACAAAAUAAGCACAGUUAUCUCAAUAACCUUUCCUUGGACAAAUCAAAACGAAAAGUUGAAAACCUUGAUCCUACAGGGAGUUGA
Molecule: messenger RNA, 1023 nt
Organism: Daphnia pulex (common water flea)
Lineage: Eukaryota; Metazoa; Arthropoda; Branchiopoda; Diplostraca; Daphniidae
Product: serine/threonine-protein kinase/endoribonuclease IRE2-like
Exons: 4
Coding region: 112-1023 (303 amino acids)
Biological process (GO): intrinsic apoptotic signaling pathway in response to endoplasmic reticulum stress; IRE1-mediated unfolded protein response; protein phosphorylation
Cellular component (GO): IRE1-TRAF2-ASK1 complex
Molecular function (GO): ATP binding; protein serine/threonine kinase activity; RNA endonuclease activity
Source: RefSeq, a predicted model, not a curated record